This is a messenger RNA of Pezoporus flaviventris, 1048 nucleotides long. RefSeq names its product neuropeptides B and W receptor 1 (gene NPBWR1). Gene Ontology annotation, cellular component: neuron projection; membrane. The record is from RefSeq and is a predicted model, not a curated record. Lineage: Eukaryota; Metazoa; Chordata; Aves; Psittaciformes; Psittacidae. Gene Ontology annotation, biological process: neuropeptide signaling pathway. Gene Ontology annotation, molecular function: neuropeptide binding; neuropeptide receptor activity.
UGGGAGGAGCUGGUAGGGGGCCAUUUCCAAAGUGCUUCUGCUGCUGGCUGAGCGCUUGGUGACCUACUCUUGGUCCUGGCAGGGCAGUGGCAGGCAGCGGAUGUGGAACCUUGGUGGCUGGAUGCGACAGAGAGGACACGCUUGAGAAGAGCACGAGUCUCACAUUUUUCCCCCCACUUCCAAGGCAUUCCCAAGAGCAGUGGCCUGGCCACCUUCUCCUGUGGCCAUGGAAAACUCCUUCCUCCUCAGGACCAAUUCCUCAUGUGCAGACUGCACUGAGACAGAGGAUGGGGGUCUGAAUAUGUCCACUCCCACACCAAGACCCAGCUUCUACCUCACAGUGCCAAUCAUGUACUCAGCCAUAUGUGCUGUGGGGCUAAUAGGCAACACCGCUGUCAUCUAUUUAAUCCUCAAAGCCCCAAAUGAAACAGUCACCAACAUCUUCAUCUUCAACCUGGCUGUUGCUGAUGAGCUCUUUACUUUGGUGCUACCCAUGAAUAUUUCUGACUACCUGCUCCUGCAGUGGCCGUUUGGAGAAUUCAUGUGCAAGCUCAUCAUCUCCAUAGGCCAGUACAACACCUUCUCCAGCAUCUACUUCCUCACUGUCAUGAGCAUUGACUGCUACCUGGUUGUGGUGGCCACCACCAAGUCCAGGAAGAUGUCCUACCGCACCUACCGAGCAGCCAAGAUUGUGAGCCUCUGCGUCUGGACCUUUGUCGCAGUCAUCAUCCUGCCCUUCACUGUCUUUGCUAAGAUAUACAAGGAGCAGGGGCGCUCCCAGUGUGUCUUCAUGUUCCCACAGCCCGAGAGUGUGUGGUGGAAAAGCAGUCAGAUCUACACCCUUAUUUUAGGCUUUGCCAUCCCAGUGUCCACCAUAUGCAUCUUCUACACCACCAUGCUGUGCAGACUGAGACGUGUGCACCCCCAUUGCAAUGCAAAAGCCCUGGACAAAGCAAAAAAAAAGGUGACGCUGCUGGUGGCUUUCAUCCUGCCUGUGUGCCUGUUCUGCUGGAUGCCUUAUCACCUUAGCACAGUGUCCCUCUCAUAG